AUGUCUUAUCGAUUAACAAUAUUGUUGUGUCUCGCAUUAUACAGUUCAGACAUCCAGGGAAAGAAGCUGAGAAUCUACGGUGGCGAAGAUGUAACGAUACAAGAUUAUCCGUAUUCUGCAGCUUUGGCAAAAAUUAGUAACGAAUACUUUUUUUGCGGUGGUAGUAUCAUAAGUAAUUGGCAUAUUCUUACGGCUGCGCACUGCAUCGAACAAUAUCAAUAUUUCGAAAUUAAGGUUUACGUGGGAAGCACUAGAUUAGCAAUAACAGCGGAAUCGGGUUACCGGCUUCAGCGAUGUAUUCGAUUCAAUCAAUUUAGAAAUAAAAUUGAUCUUCCAAGUUCAAAUUUUAUAAACUAUAGUAUUGGUAUACUAACUGGCUGGGGAAGAACUGAUACCCACGAGGGCGAUCAUUCUGAAAUACUUCAGAAAGCUACAAUGAAACUUUAUAGCGUACCCGAGUGUAAUCAAGUUCUUCCAUUCCUUCUUCAUGACGAACAAUUAUGUGCAUUUAAUAGAGUUGGAGUUGGUGCAUGCAUCGGUGAUAGCGGUUCACCAUUGGUUGUUAAUCAAGAAGUUGUUGGUAUUACUUCUCUCUUACGCCCUUGUGCCACAGGAGUGCCCGAUGUAUUUACCAACGUUUAUAAAUAUUUAAAUUUUAUUACACGAGAAAUGUAUGAUAUGAAUUCAGUCGUUUGUACUUAAUGGUUGAUAAACA
Ceratosolen solmsi marchali is the source of this 715-nucleotide messenger RNA. Its product is annotated as chymotrypsin-2-like. Gene Ontology annotation, molecular function: serine-type endopeptidase activity. The transcript is spliced from 4 exons. Gene Ontology annotation, biological process: proteolysis. The coding region runs from base 1 to 702 and encodes 233 amino acids. The record is from RefSeq and is a predicted model, not a curated record. NCBI's taxonomy places the organism in Eukaryota, Metazoa, Arthropoda, Insecta, Hymenoptera, Agaonidae.